This is a messenger RNA of Anguilla rostrata (American eel), 4012 nucleotides long. Its product is annotated as ceramide synthase 2-like. The coding region runs from base 1353 to 2573 and encodes 406 amino acids. Gene Ontology annotation, molecular function: DNA binding; sphingosine N-acyltransferase activity. NCBI's taxonomy places the organism in Eukaryota, Metazoa, Chordata, Actinopteri, Anguilliformes, Anguillidae. Gene Ontology annotation, cellular component: membrane. Gene Ontology annotation, biological process: ceramide biosynthetic process. The transcript has 11 exons. The record is from RefSeq and is a predicted model, not a curated record.
UUACACAUUACACUGUGAUCCUGGAACACAUUCCCAUACAGUUCAUGUUCUUUUUUGAUGCGCAAUAAGUUCCCCUUUAACAAAGUUUAUUUGAGUUUGUUCCCCUUUAACUAAGUUGAUUUGAGAGUUUGAGUUUCAGCUAGUUUGAUGGUAUGGCAGUCAGAGAUGGAAGGAGUUUGUGGUUGUUUUCCAUUGCAGAGGUGCAUGCCUUGAUAUGGCUAUAAAGAUAAAAGGACAGCAUGUAUACAUGUAUGCAAAUGUAUUUACUACCGAAACAAGCAAAAAUUGUUUAACUGAAUUUUAAAAGAAGCCUCUAUUUACCGUGCAUUCCCCCAGAUUGUAAUGCUAACGAGACUCUUGUUUUCUCACCAGUGUGUUGUCAUCAGAGCUGCGGGAGAGUGUCUUUGUUUAAGUGUGCUUUAUGUGUGCUUUAAGGCAUGUGAAAAGCUCUCCUUUGUUUGCAGUAUAACUACCCCCUGGCAGCGUGUUGAUGGUGCCUGAUGCAUUGCUCUCAAGAUUGUACUCUCCUGCUUUCUCUUCAUCUCACAAGGGCUCUGUGAGACUCUGUAGGCCUGGUUGUGGACAAAAUUAUGGAUAUGCGAUGCAUGGCAAUAAGGAAAUGUGUCUAUGAUGUUGAUGCUAUUGUUAGUUAGUGCACUGUGGUGCAAUGCUUACCAUGUCAUCUAACAAUGUUCUAAUAGUCUAGUGCUCUUGUUUUACACAUUUUGUGGCGUUCUGAUUUCAAAUUUUAUACAAACGGGUAACGAAGGCAGGGAUAUUUGUAGUAGAAAUUAUCUUACAGUAGGGGGCAAUCUUUCCCCAGAGAAACGUUCAUGAAUGGUAAGAACUGUUUAGUAUUUAUAAUGGAAAUUACAUACAUAAAAUAAACACUUUGUGAUUAUAAAUUUUCUCUUCUGAUUAAUUGAUUGAAUACUGGCUUUGAGUUCUUGAUUUCCCUUGAUCUUCCCUGGAAUGAGACUCCCCAUUCUACAGGCACCUUUGGUCAAACAUGCUGUGGAGACUCAGGAGCAGUUCCUCCCUGUGGAGUUCCCCUCCGGGGAAACAGCUUUUCUCUGAGUAAACACACACGCCUACCUUUACCCACACUCUGUCCAGCAGUGCACUCAUGGAGGCCAUGAAGCUAUAGUCUCAUGCAGGCAGACUCACUGUGUUAUAAAUGAUGCUGUGUCAUUGUGCUGUUUUAGAUUCAUGCAGACAAACUUGUUAUGUCAUGAAUGUAACAAAGGAUUAAAAAGUGAACGUGUGCAUUGUGGGUGUGUGGUGCUGUACUCCCACCCCGCUGCGUGCUCCUGUUGUCUAAUCACUCUGUCUUUAGCAGGACUCGUCUGUGAAUGCACCCCUUUGAACUCCCCCCGUUACUCCCUCACAGCACAAUGUCCCUCCCUCCCCCUCACGGGGCGGGGCCUCAGGGCUCUCCUUUCUGCAGGAUGCUGCAGACGAUCAGUGAAUGGUUCUGGUGGGACCGGAUCUGGCUCCCUGUCAAUCUGACAUGGUCCGACCUAGAAGACAGUCAAGGGCGAGUCUACGCCAAAGCAUCGCACCUCUACGUCACGGUGCCAUACUCCAUAGCCUUUCUCAUAAUCAGAUACCUGUUUGAGAGGUUGAUUGCCACACCCUUUGCAGCCUCCUUUGGGAUCCGGGACAGGGUCCGGCACAGAGCUGCAGACAGCGUUAUCUUGGAGAGACACUACCGCUCAUUCAGCAGAACCCCCACACAGUCGGAAAUUGAUGGGCUAUCAAAGAAAUGUGGCUGGUCCAGCAGACAGGUGGAGCGCUGGUUUCGCCAAAGGCGCAACCAGGACAGACCAGGAAUUCUGAAGAAGUUUAGGGAGGCCAGUUGGAGAUUCACCUUCUAUCUGUCAGCAUUCGUCGGAGGGCUGAUAGCAUUGUAUGAUAAGCCAUGGUUUUAUGACACUCGAGAGGUGUGGGCGGGGUUUCCAAAGCAGUCGAUGCUGGACUCCCAGUACUGGUACUACAUCAUAGAGAUGAGCUUCUACGGGUCACUGUUGUUCAGCGUGGCAUUUGACGUCAAAAGAAAGGACUUUAAAGAACAGAUUAUCCACCAUUUGGCCACCUUGAUUCUCCUGGCCUUCUCCUGGUGUGCUAACUACAUCCGCAUUGGGACCAUGGUGAUGCUUGUCCAUGAUGCCUCUGAUGUCUUUCUGGAGUCUGGAAAGUUAUUCAACUAUGCCAAGUGGGAGAAAACCUGUAAUGCUAUCUUUGUAGUGUUUGCUCUGGUGUUCAUGGUAACAAGACUGAUCAUCUAUCCUUUCUGGCUGAUCCACUGCACAUGGGUGUAUCCCCUCCUGGAUUUCCCUCCAUUCUUUGGGUACUACUUUUUCAACCUGAUGCUUAUGGUCCUGCAGCUUCUGCACCUGUUCUGGGCCUACCUGAUCCUGCGCAUGGUCAAAAAGUUCAUUUUUGGUAAUAUGACUGGUGACGAGAGAAGUGACCACGAAGAAGAGGAGGACGAGAUGAGCCCAGAGGAAGAGGAAGUUCAUCUGAAAGUGCAGAAUGGCUCAGGAGCUGGAGGUGUUCAGAGGGAUCACUGAUGCCCCCCUGCAGCCUCGGGGGACAAUCUGCUCAAGCCCACCGGCAACACACAUUACACAUAAAUUACACACAUUAUAUAUUACUAACUCUAUACUCCAACUCAAGGUGUGGAGAUAAAUUAUCUAGAAAAAUGUUUUCCUUCAACACAUACGCACACAGACACAUGCCCACGCAUACACACACACACACGCACACAAACGCACAUGCACACACACACACACACACAAAACAAAUUCAUGUCAGCUGGAGAAACCCUCUCUGAUCUGUCUGAGCCAUCAUGCUGAGGUCACCCUUUCCCUGGGCUGGUCCAUGUCAUACUCUGAUAAACUCUUCACAUUGUUUCUGGAAUUCGUCUUCCCACAAAACCUUCUUUAAGACAUACCCAGGACCAUGAAUAUUUGACCCCACAGGACCGGGUUCAGAGAGCAUGGGGAGGCACAGGGGACAUGGCUCCAGCCCCUGGGGCAGGUCUGUGAGAAGGAGAGUGAUUGGUGGAGCCUCCUUCCUUCCUUCCUCCUGCUGCUGCCCUGAUGAGCAGCUCAAGGCCUAUGUACUACAGCAGGCACUGAGCAUCCUGCCAUGCAUCACAGUCCUCCUUCAGGACGGGAGCAACUCUGGGCCAGUGCACUGCAACACUUUAUGCUGACUUUGCAUACUUCAGAAACCAAACAGCAAGUAGGACGGGAUUUACGCACCGUGCAGAAUCUUCAGCUGGAUUCCUCUGCAGAGGCUUUUAAAUCAUUACACCGGUAUGAGGCCUUGGUCCAGGUGGUGGGGGAUUCCUCAAAGCGUGACCUUACAAGCUGACAACUGGCUUCCAAUGUGAGCUGAAUUUUUUAUUUUAUUUUACUAUGUUCUCGAAUGAUGAGAACUGCCAAUGGAAGUAGUGUGCUUGGAAAAUGCUUUAUAAAAUGCACACACCUACAGUAUUGAUUGUGUUUAUAUCUGGUAGUUAAUUCAUAGUUUAUGAAGUCAAUGUUACUGCUUAUGAAAAGUGUAAUGCAUUUUAAGGUUUUCCCAAAAUGUCAUGAUAUAUAUGUAUGUAUGUAUGUAUGUAUAUAUAUAUAUAUAUAUAUAUAUAUAUAUAUAUAUAUAUAUAUAUAUAUAUAUAUAUAUAUACAUGUGUAUAUUUCAUUUUGGUCACAACAUAUUUCAGAUGGUCCAUAUUUCAAAUAUUUAUAAAUGGCCAAAGAGCUGCCAAAAUUCCAUUCCCUACACAGAAAUUUAAAGUGUGUUGGAAACAGGGCAUCACAUAUUAACAUUGAAACUGAGACUUACAUUAACUGCAGAAGUUGAAAGUGAAGGGAGAGACCAUAGAUGGCCAUGUAGUCUAGGAAACAAUUAAGCACAAUUAAGUCUGUAAUUGGUUAAAUUAUAUGACUGCGGACAUUUGUAUGAAUUUUUGUGGAUACAAAUAUUUUGUGUUUUGGAGAUUAGA